AUGGGCAUAUUCUCUGGCGUGUCCUACCUUUUCUUCGAUGCUGGGAUCAUAUCUUGGGAUUUCCUCUUGACACUCGCCAACCUCGUGAGGAGGAAGCGUCGCAUCGGCCAUGUCACCCCCGCGGGCCACCCAGGCUAUGGAGGGCACUGGCCCGAGUAUAGGCCUCCCAUGGAGACCGACUCCCGCUGCUCGUGCCCCGCACUCAAUGCGAUGGCCAACCAUGGCAUCAUCUCACGUAGCGGACGUGGGAUCUCGUUUGUCGAGCUUAAGUACCACAUCCGGGCAACCUACAACUUCAGUUCUACCUUCUGCUCAUAUAUGCCGCACUUUGCCUCUCGCAUUCUUAAGAGAAGCUACAGCGAGGAUACAUUUGAUUUGGAAGAACUUGACCAACACAAUGCUAUUGAACAUGACGCAUCUCUCUUACGCCUCGACUCCGCUUUGGAACCGAACCAAUCGAAAAAGCACGUACCUUUCAUCGAGGAGCUCCUUGCAGCGGCUACUGGGAAGGACAAGAACGGCAAUCGUGUUAUCACCACCAAAGGUCUCUCCAGGAUAGUUGGCAAGCGUCGUGCAGUAGCCCGUGCAGUGAACAAGGAGUUCUCUCUCAGUUUUUUCCACAAGAUCUUUUCGAGCACGAAGGCCUCGACCCUAGUCACAAUCUUUGGAGGCCGCGUGGAUCACCUCCACAGCUUUCUUCUCGAGGAGCGACUUCCAGAGGGUUGGGAGUCGCGCAUCCGCGACCCUCAUGGAAUGACUCUGUUGACCUUCAACAAGACUAUACUGGCAGUUGAGUUUGGUGUGCGCGAAAUGGAUUGGGCAGAAGCUGCACGAGAUGCUGCAGAGCAUGGAACUGCUUCUGCUCAAGUCUGA
Suillus clintonianus is the source of this 873-nucleotide messenger RNA. RefSeq names its product heme-thiolate peroxidase aromatic peroxygenase. The transcript has 4 exons. NCBI's taxonomy places the organism in Eukaryota, Fungi, Basidiomycota, Agaricomycetes, Boletales, Suillaceae. The record is from RefSeq and is a predicted model, not a curated record. Gene Ontology annotation, molecular function: peroxidase activity. The coding region runs from base 1 to 873 and encodes 290 amino acids.